Molecule: messenger RNA, 1423 nt
Organism: Theileria parva strain Muguga
Lineage: Eukaryota; Apicomplexa; Aconoidasida; Piroplasmida; Theileriidae
Exons: 12
Coding region: 121-1368 (415 amino acids)
Source: RefSeq, a predicted model, not a curated record
UUUAAAUAUUAUUUUUGUACUAUAGUAAUGUUUUUAAUAUUUUUUUAUCAACCGUUUUGAUACUUCUACUAUUAAACAAAGUUCAAUAUUCAUUCUAUUCAUGAUAAUUAGUCUAUUGUUAUGAGUUUUGUUGACACAUUACUUUCAACUUCCAGAUUAGUUCAAAGAAGAGUAAAAUUAUGCACUUGUACCGGUUUAGAGCGUCAGCUCUUAAAUGAACUCGAGAGUUUAUCCCUAAAAUUUAACCUGGUUUCAAGAGGGAAAUCAUACGUUGAUAUAUUAACUGGAUUAGAUACAAUAUGGUCAAUUAUUCAGAAUAGCCGGAUAUGUCGACAACUCUAUAUUCACGUUCUCGAUCCUUUCGAUGCCGAAAAUCCUAAACAUUUCGUAAACAGGCUGAAUCAGGCUGAUUGGGCCUCAUUUAUCCCAUUUUCUCACAAAUUACCUCCUCCAACUAUUAAGGUUUUAUCAAGCAAUUCUAAGCUUUACCACACUGGAAUGGUCAGGAACAUGGUUGAAAGGGUGAUAAAUUCUCACUGUUAUCGAUAUAAGAAGAUGCAGGGCGACGAGUUACCAAGUUUCAUGAAGAACCGUGGAUAUAUUCCUCUUUGCCCAAAGAUUACUGUUGAUAUAAAUAAUAACAACUGCCAAGUGUUGGCUGAUGCGUCUGGCGACUUGAGCGAAAGGCCCUGGAAUAAACUGUCAAUUAUGGAUGAUCGGAUGGUUUCUAGUGCUUCUUCAGCUGUAAUUCAGGAACUAAUAACAGGAGAUGCUCUUUCAGACAGGACCACAAUUUGGGACCCAUUUUGUCAUAACGGUGCAUUACUUUUGGAACUAUUAUCAUAUUUAAAUGAUGAGAAAUUCAGACCCGAAUCAACAAAUUACCCACUUAAUAACUUCCCAUUGUGUACUUUGUUUUACGAACAUAAUCAUUUAACACGAUCAAAUCUGCCAAACUCUGGCUAUUCUUUACUUGGAACUGAUCCUAUCCCCGAUAAUAUUAAUUUCGCAAACGAUAUUCUUUCUAAGCUUAAAGACCAAAAUGCAGUUCAUACAAAUCAAACAGAUACGCAAUCUAGGAAUGUUGAAAUAAAAUUUGAUUGUAAGCCCAUAACUGAUGUCCCACUUGACCUUAAUAACUGUAUAAUUUUAACAAACCUGUAUUAUGGAAAUAAGGAAAUGAAGGCUCAGUAUUCUAAUUAUUAUAGAGAAUUUAUCAAAUUUAUCAAGUCUAAAGCUACAAAAACACCUUCAGUAUACGUUAUUGCCCCAAGGUCUUUCAAGAAAGUUUCUAGGCUAAAAUGGGAAACCCUCAUGAUGUUUAACAAUAACGGCAUAAUUGUUGAUUUAUUAAGAUUAAUAAAGUAGUAAAUCUGUAAAAUAGUGAAAUCAUUUUAAAUUCUUGAAUAUAUUAUAAGCAUUU